CUUGCCUUGGCGCCAGAAGAAUUAAAGCAUCUUGAAGGGGACCCCGAGGUCACGCAUUUUGCCCAGUUUUCCAUUGGCCUCCAGAAGUCGGAAACGGAGCUUGAGCAUUUGGGUGACUUGAAGUUUGCGCUCUUUGGAAGCGUCGUUCCCAUCACCGUCGCCAACUUCAUCACCAGUAUCGAGCAGGAAAUCAAUGGCUACACCAACUCUAUUAUCCACAGAGUGGUCAAGGGCGUUAUUGCGCAGGGCGGCUUCUUGAAGAAAGUGGCCUGGAAAGAGUACGAGCCAAUUGCCUACGAGAGAUUCCCAUGUGAAAACUUCCAGAUUCUCCACAACAAGCCCGGCCGUAUCUCGUUGGCCAGCACCCAGGACGACACCAACGGGAUGUCGUUUUUUAUCUCCAUUCCGCAAAGCACCCUGUAUUUCGACAACAAGUACGUGGUCUUUGGCCAGCUCGUGCUGGGCUUCGACGUUCUCCAGCAGAUCAGCGAGACCCCCGUCAAUGGAGAGACCCCCAUUGGCGAAAUCGUGAUCACCAAGUCUGUCUACAUGGACCCAUCCUCUGUGCCCAUGGUCAUGGACUUUGGCGCGGUCACCGGCGAGUACUCGCUUUUCAUUUACGGCGCCAUAGCCUCGGCCGUGCUCUUUGCUAUCUAUCGCUUGAGAAACCGCAGAGGUCUUGUUGAUCUCAAGGGCUUCAAG
Metschnikowia bicuspidata var. bicuspidata NRRL YB-4993 is the source of this 702-nucleotide messenger RNA. Its product is annotated as peptidylprolyl isomerase. Gene Ontology annotation, molecular function: peptidyl-prolyl cis-trans isomerase activity. Gene Ontology annotation, biological process: protein peptidyl-prolyl isomerization. The record is from RefSeq and is a predicted model, not a curated record. The transcript has a single exon. Lineage: Eukaryota; Fungi; Ascomycota; Pichiomycetes; Serinales; Metschnikowiaceae. Gene Ontology annotation, cellular component: endoplasmic reticulum; fungal-type vacuole. The annotation marks the transcript as partial.